Stylonychia lemnae is the source of this 276-nucleotide messenger RNA. NCBI's taxonomy places the organism in Eukaryota, Ciliophora, Spirotrichea, Sporadotrichida, Oxytrichidae. The record is from the annotation of a GenBank genome assembly.
AUGAAGACCGUAAUAGCUCUCCUUUCUAUUUUCAUUUCUUUUGCCCUUCUAUGCAACUAAGCCCUAGCAACUAAGGUGAAACUAACUGGAUCAGUCUACAAUAGUUAGCAAUCUACACCAAUGACGAGUGUGAAGAGAGUAUGGAUUGGAGAUACUCUAGACAACCAGGAUGCAUGCAAAUAAUUCUGCAGACUACAUAGGUCUUGGAGAUGCUAAACUAUCUAAAAGGUAGUAGGCAAAGCCUCAUACGCCUAAGUUACAUGUUACGGAGAAUGA